Messenger RNA from Saccostrea cuccullata (small rock oyster), 1677 nucleotides. Its product is annotated as splicing factor 3B subunit 4-like. Gene Ontology annotation, biological process: positive regulation of mRNA splicing, via spliceosome. The coding region runs from base 142 to 1359 and encodes 405 amino acids. Gene Ontology annotation, cellular component: nucleolus; U2 snRNP; U12-type spliceosomal complex. NCBI's taxonomy places the organism in Eukaryota, Metazoa, Mollusca, Bivalvia, Ostreida, Ostreidae. The record is from RefSeq and is a predicted model, not a curated record. Gene Ontology annotation, molecular function: RNA binding. The transcript has 11 exons.
UACAGAUAUUUCGACUUAUGUGUCGUACAAUUUAUCUACCGGUGUCUCUGGUAUUAGCGCCAUCUAGCGGAAUCAUACACAAACAUCCGGUUAUUUACCCACAUGGAAAACUAAUGGAAAAGUGAAGCAAAAUAAGACACAAUGGCUGCUGGUCCGAUAGCAGAGCGUAAUCAAGAUGCGACGGUUUAUGUUGGCAGUCUAGAUGACAAAGUGUCUGAGGCAAUACUAUGGGAACUCUUUUUACAAGCAGGACCUGUUGUGAAUGUCCACAUGCCAAAGGACCGUGUCACACAGUCGCACCAGGGCUAUGGUUUUGUGGAGUUCAUGGGAGAGGAUGAUGCUGAUUACGCAAUCAAAAUAAUGAAUAUGAUUAAACUCUACGGCAAACCCAUCAGGGUCAAUAAGGCUUCAGCCCAUCAGAAGAAUUUAGAUGUGGGAGCUAACAUCUUUAUUGGAAACCUGGACCCCGAGGUGGACGAGAAGUUACUGUACGACACAUUCAGUGCUUUUGGCGUCAUUUUACAGACCCCUAAGAUAAUGCGAGACCCUGACACCGGUAACUCUAAAGGCUAUGCCUUCAUCAACUUCGCCAGUUUCGAGGCAGCAGAUGCAGCCCUGGAGGCCAUGAAUGGACAGUUUCUGUGUAACAGGGCUAUCUCCAUCUCUUUUGCCUUCAAGAAAGACUCCAAGGGAGAAAGGCACGGCUCAGCAGCAGAGAGAUUCAUGGCCAAGCAGAACCCGCUGUCCCUGACAGACCGACCUCAUCAGCUGUUUGCCGAUGCCCCGCCCCCUCCACAACAGCCCCCCGCACCAAUGGCUUCCUCCACGAUGGCUCCCCCUCCCCCACCCCCAUCCAUGGGAGGCAUGCCAGCCAUGCCAGGAAUGCCUCCAGGAAACAUGCCGCCUCCCAUGAUGCCCAUGCAGCAGCCCAUGCCUCCCCCUCCCAUGCCUCCACACAUGGGUAUGCCUCAGUACCCUCCCCAGCAAGGUCAGAUGCCAUACCCCCCUCCACCCCGCCCUGGGGCUCCAGGGAUGCCACCGGUAUCCAGCAACCAAUCACAGGCCCCUCCUCCCCCACCCUCAUCUCAAGCAGGGUCUCAUAUGCCUCCACCCCCUGGUGUCCCUGGAAUGGGUAUGCCCCCACCCCCUCCAGGUAUGAGACCUCCCCCAGGCUGGAGGCCACCCCCAGGGAUGAGAGGACCACCACCACCCAUGUAUGGUCGGCCACCACCCCCUGGAAUGAGGCCCCCUCCCCCUGGUAUGCGGGGACCACCACCCCCUCCAGGCAUGAAUAGACAAGCCCCUCCCCCUCCUCGACAACCUCCGCCUCCUGCACCGCCCACAUCAAGAAAUUACUAGGCAACAGGAUAAAGGGAACCAGUGACAUUUAAGGGGGAAUGAACUGAAAAUUUAGAACUUUGAAAAAAACACAAUGACAUGCUGAAAUGAUUCCGUGUUCAUAUGUUGAGAUUGUUUCAUAUGUGACAUUUAGCAAAAGUGUUAUUCUUAUAAAAUGUUCAUUUAUCAUGAUCAUGCGUUUCAUCAGCAUUUUAUAAAAAUAUCUUUUUUUCACUUUAUCUCAUGUUCAGAUGGUAGAAAUUGCUUCGUUGUUCUAUACAAAUUGUUUUUGUCAUGUUGUCAUGUAUUAACCAUGGUUUAAAUAUACUCAACAACUAA